Eucalyptus grandis is the source of this 703-nucleotide messenger RNA. Its product is annotated as beta-amyrin 6-beta-monooxygenase. Lineage: Eukaryota; Viridiplantae; Streptophyta; Magnoliopsida; Myrtales; Myrtaceae. The transcript has 3 exons. The record is from RefSeq and is a predicted model, not a curated record. Gene Ontology annotation, biological process: sterol metabolic process. Gene Ontology annotation, molecular function: iron ion binding; oxidoreductase activity, acting on paired donors, with incorporation or reduction of molecular oxygen; monooxygenase activity. Bases 190 to 609 code for a protein of 139 amino acids.
GAUGGAUACUUCCACCAAGAUCAUGGGAUUGCUCAACGCGAGUCACGACACCACGAGCACUUCGAUCACGGCCAUAGUGAACUAUUUGGCUCAGUUCCCCCACGUCUAUGAGCGGGUUCAUCAAGAACAACUGGAGAUCGCCAGAUCCAAGGGUCCGGAUGAAUUUCUGAACUGGGACGAUGUUCAAAGAUGAAGUAUUCGUGGAACGUGGCCUGCGAGUCGAUGAGAUUGUUACCCCCUGCACAAGGGGCAUAUAGAGUAGCAAUGACGGAUUUCAGUUUCGCUGGCUACACAAUUCCAAAGGGAUGGAAGACAUUUUGGACGGUGCACUCCACAAACAAGAACCCCAAGUAUUUUCCUGAUCCGGAGAAAUUCGAUCCCUCAAGAUUCGAAGGAAACGGGCCUGCACCUUUCAUUUACGUUCCCUUCGGAGGAGGACCUCACAUGUGCCCUGGGAAAGAGUACGCGAGGCUCGAAAUACUUGUUUUCAUGCACAAUCUGGUGACCAAAUUCAAGCUAAUGAAGGUCAUACCGAACGAGAAGUUUAUCUAUACCCCAUCGCCGGUCCCUGUCGAAGGUCUCCAUAUUCGCCUACUACCCCACAACUAGAUAUGUACAAGUUAUUGACAUGAUUUACAGGGCUUAUCGAAACUUGGUCGCGAGUACUCAAAUCAUAUUAAGUAUGAUUUCAAGGCACGUAUGC